CUGAAGACCCAUUUCCAAUAACUAAAACCUAUAUGAUUGGUUUUCCUGAAGGACAUGAAUCUUAUGGUAAAUCCAAGGAGUCUUUACAAGUGAACUUUGAUACUAGUGAUGCAGGUAUAGAUCAAGCUACCCACUCAAUUGGUCCGGAUGAUAAAGAAAAAGAUGGAAAUUGUGAUGGGAGUGGAGAGUCUGGAAACCGCAGCAGAAAGGGACCCAUAGAAGAAAACUUAUACAAAGAUGAUGAUGCCAGUGAUUUUGGGAAGAUUUUUGCUGGUAUACCUGAAGUUAGUGUUUUUUAUUGGAAUGUCAAUUUGAUUGCAGCUUGUGUCCGGUUUGGUGACAAAAAAAGUGGCCGUCAAAUGUUUGAUAACAUCCUUUGCUCAAAUGUGAUUUCAUGGGAUGCCAUACUCUCUGACUAUUUCCAGAAUGAAGACCACAUGGAGGUAAAGCAUAUAUUUCAUAAUAUGCAAGGAUUGGAUGUCUAUUGGAACGCUACGAUAGCAGGUCUUUUAGUCAAUUCUCAAGAUAAGGAAGCUUUCACGUACUCUAAGAAAGUGAGGCAACAUGAGAUGCUUCCCACGCAAUUCUCUUAUGCUCCUAUACUGAGUUGUUGCUCCAAGCUAGCUUCUUCAUUUCAAGAGAGACAGAGCACUGCUUCACUGACAUUAAUGAAAAUUUUACUUGCUAAAGUGUUUGAAAUGGAAACUGAUGGUGGGUUCGCAAACAAUUUGGAGAAGAUGUGUUUGUUUAUUGCUCGUAGGUUUGAGAUAAUGGAAGGAAAUGCACCAAUAUCUUGGAAGGAUAUGGAAACCAAUUUGUUUGCUCUUAGUGUGGUCGUUGAGGUACACCUACAGGAAAGCCAAAUCUUGGAUUUUUCGGUCAUUAUGCAGUUGGUGAUGAUUUUGUCCACUAGGCCUUUGGAUGAACUGAAGGGCAUCAUGUGUAUUAAUGUGCAUAGUUCUCUUGGAGACAUUGAUGACUCCUAUUCUAAGUGCAUCUCUGUUUUUCAAACAAUUGCUAGACCCUUACUGUUAUUUCUUGCUGCUACCUUGCUUCUAAAUAAUGUGGAACGAGAUGAGAAUUUAAUUGCAGCUCUUGCGUCAUCUCUUGGGAAAGAUUGUAGUGGUUGCAUUAAAAUUGGUGAGCUUGAUCAGUCUUGCAAGAACAUUUAUCUAUGUCAUGAGCAAUUCAAAGCAUUGGUAAGGUCAAACUUGUACAUCUGCAAAUGGUUUGGGUUAUCAGUGAUAUGCGUACAGGGGCUUACAUUGUUAUUGGCCAUAAUACUCAAAGCUAUUGGGCUAUGUCAUUAUUAUGAUGGUGAUGAUGAUUAUAUUCUUGAGAGGUUUUCACUUCUGAAUUACUCGCCUCAUGGUGUCUUUAGCAUCACUACUGAUGGGUCCAAAAAUGAUGCUUGGCAUGUACUGAUGAUCAUUUUUGGGGAUUAUUUGUGGACUAUGUCUGAUCAACCUAAAGACAAUAUUCUUAUUGGAGAUAUUGAACUACCUAGAGUACUUGCAAUUUUUAUCAGUGCAUUGGUCCUAGGUGGAACUAAUGAUCAAUUAUUCUGGUAUUACAAGUCAAAGAUCAUGAAGUAUCUCAAGGAAUUGGCUAAAGUCUUUGACAUUAAGAGUCAAUUGGAGACUCUGGUGGAUUAUCAAGUGCGGCCACCACAAAAGAAAAUAUGCUCCAGCUUUAUGGUUGACUUUAUUCUACUGCCCUUUACAUCAUCUUUUUGUAGCUUACACUUGCAGUUGGAUGCUAAACGGGUUAAGACUUCACAGCAUAGUCCUACCUUGUAUCGCAUUGCAGAAAUACGUGUGAAGAAUCUCAAGGUUCUGGCGAUUGAGAAGUACUUGAGGGAUGCAAUUGAGUCAUGGUUAGAUGGAAUUCUUGGUGAAAAUGGUUCUUAUGAGAUUAAAUGGGGUGGCAAUUUUACUAAACAAGGAUCAUUGGAUUAUGGUGCAGACUUCGGGUUUGGACUUUACAUUGAUCACCAUUAUUACUUGGGUUACUUUCUGUAUGGCAUUUCAGUGCUUGCUAAGAUUGAACUGGAAUGGGGGAUGAGGUAUAAGCCUCAAGUUGAUUCACUUGCUGCAGAUUCCAUGAACUUAGACAAGAGGACAGGUUUCCAUUAUUCACUGGGCAGAUUAUUUCUUAAACUUGAGGUCAAGUUUCAAUUGAAGAGGGGUGGUGUUGUUAGGACCCAAUUCUAUGAUCUCCAAGUCCAAGUGUGUAUCGAGGCCCAUAAUAGCUCUUUUGGCUGUGAAAGCCCAUAGUAGGUCCAAUUAUGUAAAACGACGUCGUCGAUGCUGACUAUAUAGCUGGAGUCCAGCUGCAUUGUAGAAGGAAUCUGAGAAUUGAAUUGAAUUUGGCUUUUGUUUUUCUA
Messenger RNA from Rosa chinensis, 2386 nucleotides. RefSeq lists its product as uncharacterized. The transcript has a single exon. The record is from RefSeq and is a predicted model, not a curated record. Gene Ontology annotation, molecular function: protein binding; endo-1,3(4)-beta-glucanase activity. Bases 33 to 2276 code for a protein of 747 amino acids. Lineage: Eukaryota; Viridiplantae; Streptophyta; Magnoliopsida; Rosales; Rosaceae.